CUGGGGGAUAAUGUGACACAUUUGACUCAGGGUCCCUUGCUCAAAUGAAGCCUGGCGGAGCAAGCAGACACUUCACAUUGGAUUAUCAGGGAAGGAGCUUCGGUCUUGGGAGAUUUAGCAACAAUGGCAGAGAGAAGCGGCAGGGAGAAAGUCAAUGGAGAGAGCAACAGCUUCUUCUCUAAACUCGGCUCAGGGAGCCCCAAGCCCAGGCAGAAAUAUGGAGGAAUGUUCUGCAAUGUGGAAGGCGCUUUUGAGAAUAAAACCAUCAAUUUUGACUCUCUAAGCGUCGGCAAGAGAAAUGGCAAAAAGGUGGAAAUGAACAACUCAAGUCCUGAAUCGGAGAGUGGGAGCGACUGCGGCAGUCUGAGCAGCCUGGAACGGCAAGGAAGCGACUCUGUGGAAACCCAGGGGUCUGUCAAGCUUAACAUGGCGGAGGUGACACCUCAGAGUGACCGACUGCUGAUAAAAGGUGGGAAGAUUGUGAACGAUGAUCAGUCCUUCCUCGCCGAUAUAUAUAUUGAAGAUGGAUUAAUAAAGCAAAUUGGAGAGAAUCUAAUAGUCCCUGGUGGAGUAAAAACCAUUGAUGCUCAUGGGUUGUUGGUUAUACCCGGAGGGAUAGAUGUUCACACGAGGCUACAAAUGCCAGUAAUGGGGAUGACCAGCGCUGAUGAUUUCUUCCAAGGAACAAAGGCGGCACUUGCCGGAGGCACCACCAUGAUAAUUGACCAUGUCUUCCCUGACUCUGGAAUGAACCUAGUGCAAGCCUAUGACCAGUGGAGAGAAUGGGCUGAUGGCAAAGUGUGCUGUGAUUACUCCCUGCAUGUAGAUAUUACCUACUGGCACGAGAGUCUGAAAGAAGAGUUAGAGGCAUUAGUAAAGGAUAAAGGUGUCAACUCCUUUCUCGUCUUUAUGGCCUACAAAGACCAGUACCAGUGCACAGAUGCAGAGAUGUAUGAAAUAUUCAGCAUUAUCAGAGACCUAGGAGCAAUAGCCCAAGUGCAUGCAGAAAAUGGGGAUAUUAUUCAGGAGGAGCAAAAGCGCAUGUUGGAAUGUGGCAUCACCGGGCCCGAGGGUCACGUACUCAGCCACCCCGAAGAGGUGGAAGCGGAAGCAGCGUACCGUGCCAUAACAAUCGCCAAGCAAGCCAACUGCCCCCUAUACAUCACCAAGGUUAUGAGCAGAGGAGCAGCAGAUGUGAUUGCCCAAGCAAAGAGAAAAGGUAUUGUCGUAUAUGGGGAGACGCUCACGGCCAGCAUUGGCACAGACGGAACUCAUUACUGGAGCAAAAAUUGGGCAAAAGCUGCGGCAUAUGUGACCUCCCCUCCUAUUAGUCCUGACCCCUCAACGCCAGAUCAUCUCACUUCAUUACUGUCAUGUGGCGACCUCCAUGUGACGGGAAGCGCACACUGCACCUUUACCACAGCACAGAAGGCCGUAGGAAAGGACAACUUCAUCCUGAUUCCUGAAGGAACAAAUGGAAUAGAAGAAAGGAUGACAAUAAUCUGGGAUAAAUGUGUGACUUCUGGCAAAAUGGAUGAGAAUGCCUUUGUGGCUGUGACCAGCACCAACGCUGCAAAACUCUUCAACCUGUAUCCCCGAAAAGGAAGGAUUGCAACAGGUUCAGAUGCCGAUCUAGUCAUCUGGAAUCCUAAAACGGCGAAAAUCAUCUCCGCAAAGACCCACAAUAUGAACGUGGAGCUAAACAUAUUUGAAGGCAUGGAAUGCCAUGGCGCCCCCGAGGUUGUGAUCAGUCAGGGAAGGAUUGUGCUGGAAGAUGGAAAUCUCCACGUGAGCCAGGGAUCUGGGCGUUUCGUACCCAGGAAAACAUUCCCCGAUUACGUGUACAAGAGGAUCAAAGCUAGAAACAGGCUAGCAGAAAUACGUGGCGUUCCAAGGGGCUUGUAUGACGGACCUGUCCACGAUGUCACGAUUACCACCAAGUCAGCGGCAUCCACGCCAGCUUCAAGGAUAGCGUGUCCUGGAAAAAUCCAAAUGGGACCAGUUCGAAACUUACAUCACUCUGGAUUCAGUUUGUCAGGAUCUCAAGAAGACGACCACGUUCCAAGGCGAACUACGCAAAAAAUAGUGGCACCCCCCGGUGGCCGUUCUAAUAUUACCUCGCUCUCUUAGUAUUACCAUAAAAACCCAUGGUGCUGGAUAGAAAUGUUUGUACUAGUGGGAGAGACUGGAACCUGCAUGAUGAUUAUAUGAAAUGUGGUCCUUAAUGCAACAUAUUCUAUUUACCUUUUGCUCACGGAUCCUUGUGAAAGAAGGUUAGAAAGGGAUUGGAGUAACCUAAGGGGAACAGUACUGUAAAAUUGCCUCUAUUUUGGCUACGACUAGGUAAAAUUAUUAAUGUAUCAUGCUUUAUUUGCAGUGAUAGGCUCAGAUGUGCGAGUGGGAUGAAUUAUAAGGGCAAGAUAUUUACAUUGAACUGUGUCAUAACAUUCAUAGCGACAUAAGGAUUUUGUUUAAAAAUCUUUUAUGGUAAAAAGCCAAAGGCAUCAUAUCUGUUCUAUCUGAUUUCAAAGGUGGUCAAGCAUAGGAUGUUGAUAUAUAGAUUAGCACAGUAUUCAACAAAGCCGCUUUAUUUUUUGCUUGGUGUUCCAAUAGCAUCAUUGAGCACUAUGCUUCAGGUGUCCAUAGCAGCACAAUUAAUACAAAUAUGCAUGCAUAUCAUAUAACAGACCGUUACUGCAUCUUAUACAGUUUCUUACAUAGCUUAUCAUAUACUAAGAGCUAUGGAUUCCAGUUUGGCCCAAAGGCAAUAGUUGCCCUUGCUAGCAUUUGCUGGUUGGUUGUUCGGGGGUUACUGAACAGGGACAAAUAGUGGCCCAAAUAUCUAGUUAUUUACUUCUUAAAAAUAUAAAUUCUUAGGGGAACAUACUGGUUUGCAGUAGUAAAGGAAGUUUUUAGGGAGUCAUACUGUACCUUCAGGUUGCCAUAGGGUCUACUGGUGCUUAAGGUUUUUUACUUUUAAGGUUUUUCUAUGGAACAUAAGUACAUGAAGUAUCACAAACCAACAUCUCUGCAACCUUGUCUGACCGAACUUCACCGUAAAAUAAUAUCUUAUGUGCCACUGAAUAAACCCCCAUCUCUCCUACACAUGCACCUAAAUAGCGCUGGGUCUGAAUAUACUAAAUAUGGAAAGACUAUACUGGGCCUUCAUGCUGUGGAGAGCUUCAUAUCCGCUGUAAAUAGUCUUUGCAUUGUGGGCUUCUUCUCAUAGGGCAGACAGGUGAGCAUAAACCACCCUUCCAAAAACUCAGCCUUCAGGGAAAAUCUAAUUAUCCUAUUAUUUAUGGUACAAGCUUUUUGUUGUUGUCCUAAUUUGAUCCUAAAAUCCAGUUAUUAUCUAAAUUAUUUUUGCUGAUUUUUUAAUGUACUGUACAGCCAUAUAAACAAUGUCUACGUACAUAAAGGCAUCAACCUUGUUUAAAAUACAUUUAAACUACGCAUGUUUCUUUCUUUGGUUUUUUUUUUACAUUUCCUUUGUUUACUGGGAUCAAUAAAGUUUAUUGAAAACUUUGAAAA
Messenger RNA from Xenopus tropicalis (tropical clawed frog), 3534 nucleotides. RefSeq names its product dihydropyrimidinase like 4 (gene dpysl4). Gene Ontology annotation, molecular function: hydrolase activity; hydrolase activity, acting on carbon-nitrogen (but not peptide) bonds. The transcript is spliced from 14 exons. Gene Ontology annotation, cellular component: cytoplasm. Lineage: Eukaryota; Metazoa; Chordata; Amphibia; Anura; Pipidae. Bases 124 to 2130 code for a protein of 668 amino acids. The record is from RefSeq and is a predicted model, not a curated record.